AUGACUACAGACACAAGUGUCUCCACGUUGGCUAGCAGACAAGGGCCAAGAGUAGUUCUGUACCAUCAGACCCAUCACGGACCGAAUGAUGGCCCGCCAGUAUCACUCCUGCCGCUGCUAACACACAACACCGGCAUAACACAUAUCAUCAUUGCAGCGAUCCAUCUCAACGAUCCACCAGGUCAUAUCACCCUCAACGACCAUGUCCCUGACCACGAGAGGAAUGAUACACUAUGGGGCGAAGUGGCGUGGUGUCAGGCAAGCGGGGUGAAAGUGCUAUGCAUGCUGGGAGGAGCAGCGAAGGGUAGUUUUGAGAGACUGGAUAGCGAAGACACGGCUCGGUUCGAGGCAUAUUACGCACCGUUCCGAGACAUGCUACGGAAACACAGCUUCGAUGGUGUGGAUCUGGACAUCGAGGAGCCGACCACCAUGGACGGCUGCAUACGUCUAAUCGAUCGUCUACGAGCGGACUUUGGGCCCACUUUUCUGAUCACUCUAGCACCUGUCGCAACUGCACUUCUCGUAGGCCAACCACAUCUCUCGGGCCCAUCGUUCAACUAUCACGUCCUGGAACAAAUGCGUGGUCACGAGAUAGCCUGGUACAACACGCAAUUCUACAACGGCUGGGGUGACUGCUCGACAAGUUUCUGGUACGAAGCUGUCAUAGCUACAGGCUGGAAGCCGGAAAAAGUCGUUAUGGGUCUUCUCACUAACCCCACGAAUGGCGGCUCGGGCUAUGUGGCUCAGCAAGAGAUAGAUAGGGUGAUUACUGUUAUAAGACACCGCCACCCUACUUUUGGUGGUGUGAUGGGCUGGGAGUAUUUCAAUGCAAUGCCUGGUGAUCAGCAGAGGCCUUGGGAGUGGGCAGGACAUAUGCAUCGAAUAACUACUGCACCACUGCCAAUUAUGCCUGCACCACAGCAGCAGCGACAAGCACCCGUUCGACCAUAUGGACAGCCUGCUAUACCUCCUCCGGCAGCACAUCCUUACCCAGCUGAAAGUGUACAGACUCUACAGGACCUUGGUUUCAGUCAGCAGCAGGCAGUUGCUGCUCUCAAUUCGACGAAUGGUAAUGUCGAGUAUGCAGCCGGGCUACUUUUCCAGGACUGA
Recurvomyces mirabilis is the source of this 1110-nucleotide messenger RNA. RefSeq lists its product as uncharacterized. Bases 1 to 1110 code for a protein of 369 amino acids. The record is from RefSeq and is a predicted model, not a curated record. Gene Ontology annotation, biological process: carbohydrate metabolic process. The transcript has a single exon. Lineage: Eukaryota; Fungi; Ascomycota; Dothideomycetes; Mycosphaerellales; Teratosphaeriaceae. Gene Ontology annotation, molecular function: chitinase activity; protein binding. Gene Ontology annotation, cellular component: extracellular region.